Molecule: messenger RNA, 1664 nt
Organism: Spodoptera frugiperda (fall armyworm)
Lineage: Eukaryota; Metazoa; Arthropoda; Insecta; Lepidoptera; Noctuidae
Exons: 2
Coding region: 312-1235 (307 amino acids)
Source: RefSeq, a predicted model, not a curated record
UACACGAGAUGUGCUCACACCGUGAUGUAACGCGGCUGCCGGGCGAGUGACCGGCGAGCGAGCGAGCGCACACGAGCGCGCCCGAGCGGCCCCGAGCCGGCGCAGUACCGCGCGCGCCGCGACCGAGCGAACCUGUGUCGGUUCGUGCCACGUUCGUGCUCGCCGCUCGCUUGCUAUAUAAAUAAUUAUAAUUUAUCGAACAAGGCGCGCGGCGGCGCCGGGUGGCGCGCUAGUUCGGUGUGAGUGUGCGCGGGGGCGGGGGGCGCGGUAUCGACGUGCGACCUUGACAUUGCGCGCGAGCGAGAGGCGCGAUGGAGGAGCGCCUGGAGUGGUCGGCCUCCGCCAUGGUGCGGCUGCUGCACGAGUACAGGCAGCGCAGGGAGCUGUGGUGCAAGGCGCACCCCCUCUACAGGGAGCCCUCCACUAAGUACGAGUCCUGGUCCGACCUGGCGGCACAAUUCGAAUGUCCCAUUGCAGAAAUACGGAAAAAGUUAAACUCGAUAUUCGCCUCAUACCGUAGAGAGAAGAUUAAAAUACGGCAGGGCGGCAAAACACACUGGUUCCUGUACGACUACCUGAAGUUCUUGCCGAACCACGUGGAACCAGCGCCGCGGCCGGCUGCCGACAGCGGCUCUCAGCAGGUACCGGCCUCUUCAAAUUGUGCAACGGAAUCGAAAUCCGGCGAGUCAUCGGAUAAUAACGAAGAAGAUGAUGCAGAGGCAGAAGCAGCAGGAGAAGAAGAAGAAGAGCCGAUGGAGGAACAGGAACAGGUCAUAAUCAAAGAGGAGCCGAGCACCUCGGAGACAUACAACGACGCCGCGGUACAUGUGCAGACACCGCCCUCACCGGCCUCGGCGCCCUCACCGCCCUCAUCACCCGCGCCGCCCGCGCAGCCACGGAGACGAGGCCGACCCAGACCGUACACGAGGACCAAACUAGCACAGCCCAUGAAACGGAAGCUACCGACAGACCACGACUCCCUGGACGACAAGCUCGUAGAGACUCUGAAGCUGUUGAAGAAAUCAGAACUGUCGCGGAAGAAAGACGAGUGUGACAGCUUCGGAGAGUACAUCGCGAUGUCUCUGCGGAAGCACGACGAGCGCACGCAGAGCAUGAUCAAGCAGGCCAUCAACAACAUCCUGUUCGAGCAGGAGAUGCGGCUGUACAGCGGGGGGCAGUACACCGUGCUGCUCACGGGCCCCGAGGAGAACCCGCUCGUCUUCGAGGCGAAGUGAAUACUUGUGGGACCUGCGUGUGUCCUGUGUCCGUAGUAGCAAUGUGGCACACAUUCUGGUCGAAUAGAAUAGACAAGUCUAUUGAACAUAUAUAAUGGACAAUCUCAAUGGUUCAAUGAUUACUUAACCCUUCCAUUCCAUUUUAUUGUAUUCUGUUCCUUCUACUCUACAUUUCUUUGCUAUGAUGCUACUACCUUAUCCUAUUCCGUCCAGUUCUACUUCGUUCCAUUCUACUGUAUACGACCAGCGUGUGCCAUCUAGCUACUAACCCGUGCUGUGACAUGUGUGUAUAGACUGAUUACAAUAUUUUUGUAAAGUUAUAAGAAAAGUUUCCUUAUAAUGUAAGUAUGUUCUGUAUGUAGAUUGGAAUUGUUACUGUCUGCAAGUUGAUUUUAUUAGUUUCUUAAUUAUACAGACAUCAGUUGGAAA